Tripterygium wilfordii is the source of this 1899-nucleotide messenger RNA. Its product is annotated as phospho-2-dehydro-3-deoxyheptonate aldolase 1, chloroplastic-like. The transcript has 5 exons. Gene Ontology annotation, biological process: aromatic amino acid biosynthetic process. The record is from RefSeq and is a predicted model, not a curated record. NCBI's taxonomy places the organism in Eukaryota, Viridiplantae, Streptophyta, Magnoliopsida, Celastrales, Celastraceae. Gene Ontology annotation, molecular function: 3-deoxy-7-phosphoheptulonate synthase activity. The coding region runs from base 59 to 1690 and encodes 543 amino acids.
UGUUCGUCUCAGGUACCCUCUUAUCAAUCUGUGCAGAGUUUCAAAGGUACCUAUAGAAAUGGCUCUCACUGGCACCUCCAUUGUUCCUACCAAAUCUUUUGUUCAGAGCCAAUCGUCUCUCCUACUCUCUUCCAAAACCCACCAACCCUCCCUCUUCACCUACCCCAUCAAACAAAAAUCAAGAUCUAUCCUUCCCAUCUCCGCCGUUCACGCCGCCGAACCCGCCAAGACCCCUGCCGUAUCUGAUAAGAAACAACCGCAGGCUGUAACGCCUAAACCGGCUGCGCCGACAACGACCCACAAUGCGGUUCCCGGGAAAUGGAGCGUGGAGAGCUGGAAAUCGAAGAAGGCUCUGCAGCUUCCGGAGUACCCGGAUCAGGAGGAGUUGGAAUCGGUGCUCAAGACGAUUGAUUCGUUCCCUCCGAUUGUGUUCGCAGGAGAGGCACGAAGCUUGGAGGAGCGUCUAGGGGAGGCUGCCUUGGGUAAUGCUUUUCUGUUGCAAGGUGGGGAUUGUGCGGAGAGCUUCAAGGAGUUCAAUGCCAACAAUAUUCGUGACACCUUCAGGAUCCUUCUCCAGAUGGGGGUUGUACUGAUGUUCGGUGGUCAAAUGCCUGUUAUCAAGGUGGGGAGGAUGGCGGGUCAGUUUGCGAAGCCCAGGUCUGAAUCAUUCGAGGAGAAGAACGGUGUCAAACUGCCGAGUUACAGAGGGGACAAUGUGAAUGGAGAUGCUUUCGACUUGAAGUCAAGGACUCCGGACCCGCAGAGGUUGAUUAGGGCUUAUUGUCAAUCUGCGGCCACUCUUAAUCUUCUUAGGGCUUUCGCUACUGGUGGUUAUGCUGCUAUGCAGAGGGUGACGCAGUGGAAUUUGGAUUUCACGGAGCACAGCGAGCAGGGGGAUAGGUAUCGUGAGCUUGCUAGCCGGGUUGAUGAGGCCCUUGGGUUCAUGUCUGCAGCUGGACUCACAAUUGACCACCCUAUAAUGACGACAACAGAAUUCUGGACAUCUCAUGAGUGCUUGCUUUUGCCAUAUGAGCAGUCACUCACAAGGCUUGAUUCAACUUCUGGCCUCUACUAUGAUUGCUCUGCUCAUUUUCUCUGGGCUGGAGAACGUACCAGGCAGCUCGAUGGUGCACAUGUUGAGUUUCUUCGUGGAAUUGCAAAUCCACUUGGAAUUAAGGUGAGUGAUAAGAUGGACCCCAAUGAGCUAGUUAAGCUCAUUGAGAUUUUGAAUCCUCAGAACAAACCAGGGAGGAUAACGGUGAUCACAAGAAUGGGAGCCGAGAACAUGAGAGUAAAGCUCCCGCAUCUAAUUAGGGCUGUCCGCAGGGCAGGACAAAUCGUCACGUGGGUCAGUGAUCCUAUGCAUGGAAAUACAAUAAAGGCUCCUUGUGGUCUUAAAACUCGCCCCUUUGAUUCUAUCAGGGCAGAGGUAAGGGCAUUCUUUGAUGUGCAUGAGCAAGAAGGAAGCCACCCUGGAGGAGUCCAUCUGGAGAUGACUGGCCAGAAUGUGACGGAGUGCAUCGGUGGAUCACGGACUGUAACAUUUGACGAUCUGGGUUCACGCUACCAUACUCACUGCGACCCUAGGUUGAAUGCUUCCCAGUCUCUGGAGCUUGCAUUCAUUAUUGCAGAGCGCCUGAGAAAGAGAAGAAUCGGAUCACAACAGCCUCUUCCCUCUGUUGGGUUUUAGAAUAGCUGCAAUUGCGCAUGAAUAUUGUUUGUUCUUUUUUCCUUAAGACUUUCUAGUAUCCGUAUGAAUGUGGUACCUAGGUGCUGAGUUAAAUUGUUCUUGUGGUAUGUAUGUGUAUAUUAAAAGAUUGGAAUGGUUUGAGACUCGGAAGAAACAUCAAAAGAAUAAAGUUUAUUAGUUAAUAUAUGAGGUGAUCCCUUUAUGUGAAA